CAUCACUUUUCAACAAACACAAGAAAGAAAGAGAAAGAAAAACCAAAACAUUACAACAUCACAUUUUACAACAUCAUUCAUUCAUUCAUCCAUGGCGAACAUCAUCACUCACCACCUUCCUUGUGACGCUGACGGUGUAUGCAUGGUUUGCAAACAAAAACCAUCAGAAACCGAAACACUUCAUUGCAAAACCUGCACAACACCAUGGCAUGCUCCUUGUCUCCCUGUUGUUCCAACAACAAGUGAAAUGCUCGAUUGGUUGUGUCCUGAUUGUGCUCAACCAAGUGAUGUUGUUGCUGCUUCUGCUGCUCCGUCUGUUGCGGGGGAUCUUGUCUCUGCUAUUCGCGCUAUCGAGAAUGAUCCUUCGUUGACGGAGGAAGAGAAGAGAAAGAAACGCCAAGAGUUACAUGGUGGAUCUUUGAAAGAGAAGGAUGAGGUUCAUGUUAGGAGAAGUGGUGUUCUUGAUAUCUUUGAUGGGAGUCUUAACUGUUCGUUUUGUGUGAAGUUGCCUGAGAGACCUGUUACUACUCCAUGUGGGCACAAUUUCUGCUUGAAGUGUUUUGAGAAAUGGGUUGGGCUAGGGAAACGAACUUGCUCAAACUGCAGGACUGCAAUUCCACCGAAGAUGGCGAGUAAUCCAAGAAUCAACGCACAGUUGGCGAUUGCGAUCCGUAUGGCCAAGCUAGCUAGAGCAGAGAGUGUCGGUGGAAGCACUGCUCCAAAAAAUUAUCAAGUUGUUCUCAACGAUGAGCGUCCCGACACCUGUUACACCACUGAGAGAGCAAGGAAAACAGGAAAGGCUAAUGCUUGCAGUGGAAAAAUCUUUGUGACUAUUCCAAAGGAUCACUUUGGACCAAUCCUUGCUGAGUAUGAUCCUAAUAGGAACCGUGGGGUUCUUGUUGGUGAUACUUGGGAGGAUAGGAUGGAAUGUAGGCAAUGGGGAGCUCAUUUUCCCCAUGUUGCUGGCAUUGCUGGUCAGAGUGCCCACGGGGCUCAAUCUGUCGCUCUCUCGGGUGGUUAUAUAGAUGAUGAAGAUCACGGGGAGUGGUUCCUUUACACUGGAAGCGGUGGAAGGGAUCUCAGUGGGAAUAAACGCACGAACAAAAACCAGUCAUUUGACCAGAAGUUUGAAAAUAUGAAUGAGGCUUUGCGAACCAGUUGCCGAAAAGGCUAUCCUGUUCGUGUUGUUAGGUCCCACAAGGAGAAACGUUCCUCUUAUGCACCAGAAGAAGGAUUGAGGUACGAUGGGGUGUACAGAAUUGAGAAAUGUUGGCGCAAAGUUGGAAUACAAGGUCAUAAGGUCUGCAGGUAUUUGUUUGUGAGGUGUGACAAUGAGCCAGCUCCAUGGACAAGUGAUUUAACUGGAGACCGUCCUCGCCCACUACCUACAAUUAAGGAGUUUAAGGGUGCAGUUGAUAUUACUGAAAGAAAGGAUGAUCCAUCAUGGGACUUCGAUGAGGAAAAGGGCUGUUGGUUGUGGAAGAAGCCUCCACCACUAAGUAAGAAGCCGAUGAAUGUUGUGGAUUCUUUUGAUCCAACAAAAAUGAAAAUUGUCAGGCCAAAAGCUAUAAAACCGUCCUUCAAAAUUAAGGAUAGGCUAUUGAAAGAGUUUGGUUGCAAUAUCUGUCGCAAGGUGUUGGCUUCUCCUCUUACUACACCUUGUGCUCACAACUUCUGCAAAGGCUGCUUGGAGGGUGCCUUUGCUGGCCAAAGCUAUAUCAGGAACAGGACAACUCAAAGUGGACGCAGUUUGCGGACACAGAAGAACAUUAUGAAAUGUCCUUCCUGUGCAACUGACAUAGCUGAGUAUCUUCAGAAUCCACAGGUUAACAGGGAAAUGAUGGGUGUGAUAGAAACACUCCAGCGACAGGCUGAACAACAGGAAGAACAGAUGGAGGAGAAUUCCGGAGAAUCAAGUGCUAAGAGUGAAGAAAAUGACAAGCCGGAUGAGGAGACCGAGGUCUCAAAAUCCUCUGAUUCGAGUGAAAAAGUCGUGGAGGAAAUUAACGAGGAUGAUGUGAAUCCUCCACAGAAGAAGAGGAAAGGUGAUGAUGACAAGGCUGUGGUCAAUGUGGAAGAACAGAUUGAUGAUGCAGGAGUGGAAAGCAAAACAGUGGCUUGCAACUAGAGGUGGAUUGGUUCGUGCUGUUUUAUUUUGGGUUUUGCAUUAAACAGCACUAGUUUAUAAUAGAGUUAAUAUUGCUGAUACAAAGGGAAAAUUUUCUAUUACUUGCUCAAAGACAAGACAUUUUAUGAUUUAAUUUUUAAUUUCUUGAGUACUUCUCAUAGUUUGAGAAAGAUAUUUACUGGAUUUGGGAAUUGGUUUUUAAUUGGUAUCACCAAUCUAUAGUUGUCAAUUGUCAUAUGGUAAACAUGAGAAGCAAUGAAUGCAUUUUAUAUUUUCAUA
This is a messenger RNA of Medicago truncatula (barrel medic), 2407 nucleotides long. RefSeq names its product E3 ubiquitin-protein ligase ORTHRUS 2. The coding region runs from base 92 to 2128 and encodes 678 amino acids. Lineage: Eukaryota; Viridiplantae; Streptophyta; Magnoliopsida; Fabales; Fabaceae. Gene Ontology annotation, molecular function: ubiquitin protein ligase activity. Gene Ontology annotation, biological process: negative regulation of gene expression via chromosomal CpG island methylation; protein ubiquitination. The transcript has 8 exons. The record is from RefSeq and is a predicted model, not a curated record.